AUCGGGAUCGAGGUCUCACUUUUCAUUUUGGGAAGUGACGUAGCGUCAUAGCAACCUCGAUACUUGCAUUCAGCUGUUUGGAUUGAGAACUAUUUAAGAUGGCAGAGCAAGCUCAACAGAUGGGACCAGGUGGUGUCCCUGUUGGUGCAAAAACCUCAGAAUUUUACAGAACAGAAAAUGUUCCAAACAGAUUCGAGAACCCAGAGUGGUUCCAGGGAUAUGGGGGUAAGACCCAGCACCCCAUGUACAGGACCAGCGCCUCUGACUACGGCGCAAAGGCUCCAUCCGUCCACACUAUGCCCACCACAUUCCACGCCCGCUCACAAAAGUUCUCAAUGCACCUGGGCCAGUGCGGUAUGUACCGUAACCACUCACUGAACACCGGCCUGGACCAGAGUCGCGUCUGAUGAUUAUUGUACUCUAACCUCCAACAAUACACCGACAGUCAACCACUGUUAUCUUGAAGCCGUUUCUUUUUAAUAUUUCAAAGAAAUAUUGGACUCUGCCUUAAAAUAAUGUCACCUUUGUUAAAUCAUCCUGUGUUUCUAUGUGUGUGCAACAAUGCAGGAAUUUUAUUCCCUGUAUUUUAUCAUCACUUUUAGUAGAUAAGUUUAUUUGGUGAAUUCCCUUUAGUAAUUUUACCCAUGCUUUCUGCCAUUAAAAGUAUUUCAAUAUUUUUGUUUUAUUUCAUAGGUAAGUGAAUUUACUGAUUUGCAUUUUUUAUUCUCUCAUUUUUGUUACCAGUAUCUAUGAGUGAUUCUUGUGUAAAAUUGAGAAUUCAAGAGUGAAUUUAGUUCAUGUAUUUGUUACAAAUAAACAUAUUUUUAAUAUUC
Messenger RNA from Magallana angulata, 833 nucleotides. RefSeq names its product piercer of microtubule wall 1 protein-like. Gene Ontology annotation, biological process: axoneme assembly. The record is from RefSeq and is a predicted model, not a curated record. Bases 99 to 407 code for a protein of 102 amino acids. NCBI's taxonomy places the organism in Eukaryota, Metazoa, Mollusca, Bivalvia, Ostreida, Ostreidae. Gene Ontology annotation, cellular component: axonemal microtubule. The transcript has 4 exons.